UUUGACAGGGAGUGGAGAUGUUGUUCACAAUGCAACCUGGCAGGAGGAUGAUUGUACUUCCUGUAGAUGUGUGAAUGGAAAAGCAGAGUGCAAGUCUAUGUUUUGUGAGACCAGAUGUUCCAGCCCCAGGAGAAUCUCUGGCCAGUGCUGCCCUGUCUGUGAUGGUAACUAAAUGGUUACUCAGCUCUGCCAUCCAUUACCUUCCAGUCAUGCACCUUUCAGAUGAUGAUUCCUUCAGGAAGAGAGAUCAGUGUCCAGAUCUAAACAAAUGUUCCCUGAACUGUCUAAGUGGCUUCCAGCUCAACGAAGAAAGUUGCUACAUUUGUAAAUGCAAGCCAGCUAAUUGUUACUUAGACUGCAAGGAUGGUUACAAACUGGACUCCAAAGGAAUGGAAAUUUGUGAGUGCGCCAAACCUUAUUCUAUCUGCCCAUCGCUGGAAAACUGUAAAAAACAAUGUACAUACGGACUAAAAGUGGCUAACAAUGGUUGUCAGAAGUGUAGCUGUAACAAGUGUCCACCAUUUUCAUGUGGCAAAAAGUGUGCAAAUGGUUACACGGAAAAUCAUCAGGACUGUAAACUUUGUAAAUGUAAAGAUAACAGUAGACUUAAUAACACUCCCUCCAGAUAUGAUUCAAAGCAUACAGGAAAGUCCUGCUUGUCUGUAGAAGGUCAGCUCCAUGAGGAUGGGGAUUCCUGGCAUGACGGGUGUCGGAUGUGUUACUGUUAUGGGGGGCAGGAGAUGUGUGCCCUGAUAUCCUGCCCACACCCCUCUUGUACAAGCCCUGUUUUCAGGCUUGGAGACUGCUGUCUUUCCUGUCCUGGAAAUAUUGUUUUACCCCAUAAAGGCAAAAAGGGAAAUGUGCGAGUCUCUGAAUGGACGUUACUUUGUGGAGGGGGAGACUUGGUACCUAGACAACUGCACUCAGUGUUUGUGUCACAGUAG
This is a messenger RNA of Saccostrea cuccullata (small rock oyster), 944 nucleotides long. Its product is annotated as cysteine-rich motor neuron 1 protein-like. Gene Ontology annotation, cellular component: plasma membrane. Lineage: Eukaryota; Metazoa; Mollusca; Bivalvia; Ostreida; Ostreidae. The coding region runs from base 75 to 944 and encodes 289 amino acids. Gene Ontology annotation, molecular function: serine-type endopeptidase inhibitor activity; protein binding. The record is from RefSeq and is a predicted model, not a curated record. The transcript is spliced from 6 exons.